UCGCCUUCAGCUCGAAUUUACCGGAGGAGAGGAGGGGGAGUACCCGCGAGUUCCAUCCAUAAAACCACACGCCUUUUCCUUCAAUCCCGGUCUCACGAUCCGAGGGCCGCGCACUCGCAGAGAGAGAGAGGGGGAAGCGAUGCUGACGUGUAUUGCGUGCUCCAAGCAACUCGACGGCGGCGGGCCGCCGCUACACGAGCCGCCCGAGGACGACGAUGGCGUCGUCGUCGGAGGCGCCAGAGGCCCGGCCACCCCCAGCACGAGGGAGGCUAUCAAGGCGCUCACCGCGCAGAUCAAGGACAUGGCGCUGAAGGCGUCGGGCGCUUACCGGCACUGCAAGCCGUGCGGCGGCUCACCGGCGGCAGCGUCGCGGCGGCACCACCCGUACAGCCACCGUGGCGCCUACGCCGACUCCGAGGUGGGCUCCGGGUCCGAGCGCUUCCACCACUCGUACCGCCGUGCCAGCAGCUCAGCGGCGUCGACACCGCGGCCGCUCAGCGGUGGUGCCGUUUUCAGCAGCGAUGCCACGCCGUCGGUGAGCGCGCGCACUGACUUCUUCGCCGGUGAUGAGGAGGGGAUGGAGGGUUGCACAGAGGUCGACGAGGCGAAGGAGUGGGUCGCACAGGUUGAACCCGGAGUGCUCAUCACUUUCCUCUCGCUGCCGCGGGGCGGGAACGACCUCAAGCGCAUCCGAUUCAGCCGUGAGAUGUUCAACAAGUGGCAAGCACAAAGGUGGUGGGCAGAAAAUUAUGACAAAGUCAUGGAGCUUUACAAUAUUCAGAGGUUUAAACAGCAAACUGUUCCUGUUCCUGGUACUCCAAGGUCUGAAGACGAGAGUUCCAAGGAGGAUAGCCCAGAAACACCACCACUUAACAAUGAGCGUCAACCCCGCAUUUUCCAGAGAUCACUAAAGAGCAGUAGGGCAUUGGGGUCUUCAUCAUCUGAUUCUCUUGAGCAUCAGUCUAAACACCUUGGUAAUAUUCAGCACGGCCAUCAUGAACACCAGUGCUAUGAUUCAGUUGGUCUGGCAUCAACGCCUAAGCUGUCGAGCAUUAGUGGAGCUAAGACAGAUACUUCAUCAAUUGAUGCAUCAAUGAGGACAAGCUCAUCUCCUGAAGAGGUUGAUCGAUCUGGUGAACUUUCAGUCUCCGUUAGCAAUGCAAGUGAUCAAGAGAGGGAGUGGGUAGAAGAGGACGAGCCUGGUGUAUACCUUACUAUUCGGGCUUUGACUGGUGGGAUCAAAGAGCUUCGACGCGUCAGGUUCAGAUGCAAGAUGUUUUAUAACUCAAGACCAACUGCUGAUUUGGUGUCGGCAAAAAAAUUACUCUCUGCAGCCGAGAAAGAUUUGGUGAGACGCAUGCAAGGUUAUGGUGGGAAGAGAACCGGGCAAGGGUUCACGAGCAGUAUCUCUGAAGGAAGACACAUCAAAUUACACUCCAUUGCCUUCUUUACAGCGCCCCCCCCCCCCCCACCCCCACCCCAGCGACCCAUGUACAUCGCCAUACAUCAGGAAUAUUCCCUGGUUUCUCAACCAUGGUCAUAGAAAGCAACACUGCUUUCUACAUGUGACUGACUUCAUAGGCUUUUUUUUUUGGCUUCCUAACAUUUGCUCUGCUUGUAUGGCAAUCCACAUGAUUUUCUUAACUAUGUUGUCAUAAAUUCGGACAAUAGACAGUUUUGACUUUUAAGAAUACUGAAAGGAACUGCACUGUAUUAUGGGAUAGAAGUGCUUCCGUGCUUUUCCAAA
This is a messenger RNA of Brachypodium distachyon (stiff brome), 1747 nucleotides long. RefSeq names its product protein Brevis radix-like 1. The transcript has 5 exons. The coding region runs from base 140 to 1543 and encodes 467 amino acids. The record is from RefSeq and is a predicted model, not a curated record. Lineage: Eukaryota; Viridiplantae; Streptophyta; Magnoliopsida; Poales; Poaceae.